Messenger RNA from Mus musculus (house mouse), 5715 nucleotides. It is a transcript of the gene Myrf, whose product is annotated as myelin regulatory factor. Gene Ontology annotation, molecular function: DNA-binding transcription factor activity; DNA binding. The record is from RefSeq and is a predicted model, not a curated record. The transcript is spliced from 27 exons. Gene Ontology annotation, biological process: regulation of DNA-templated transcription; protein autoprocessing. NCBI's taxonomy places the organism in Eukaryota, Metazoa, Chordata, Mammalia, Rodentia, Muridae. Gene Ontology annotation, cellular component: nucleus; cytoplasm; endoplasmic reticulum membrane. The coding region runs from base 167 to 3601 and encodes 1144 amino acids.
GCGGAGGCCGGGCUAGGGCUGCGGGGAGCGAGCGUGAGGAGAGCCUGGCCGGACUGUACCGGGAGCCCAGCCGGGACUGUCGCGCGGGCCGCGCCGGCGAUGCCGCGCCCCCGGGCCAGGCUGUAGCGGGGCUGCGGCCGGAGCGCACGCGGCGGGCAGGCGGGCCAUGGAGGUGGUGGACGAGACCGAAGCGCUGCAGCGCUUCUUCGAAGGCCAUGACAUCAGCGGUGCCCUGGAGCCCUCCAAUAUAGACACCAGUAUCCUGGAGGAGUACAUUGGCAAAGAGGACGCCUCUGAUCUCUGCUUCCCUGAGAUCUCUGCACCAGCCAGCACUGCCUCCUUCCCCCACGGGCCACCGGCCAUUCCCGGCUCCAGCGGGCUCCACCAUCUGAGCCCCCCUGGGAGCGGACCAUCCCCUGGGCGCCAUGGCCCCCUCCCACCCCCGACCUACGGCACCCCACUCAACUGCAACAACAACAACGGCAUGGGCACCGCCCCUAAGCCCUUCCUGGGGGGCUCUGGGCCUCCCAUCAAAGCAGAGCCAAAGGCCCCCUAUGCCCCAGGCACACUGCCAGACUCGCCCCCAGACUCAGGCUCUGAGGCCUACUCCCCUCAGCAGGUGAAUGACCCCCAUCUUCUACGCACCAUAACCCCGGAGACUCUAUGCCACGUGGGAGUUUCUUCCCGCCUGGAGCACCCGCCCCCACCUCCAGCCCACCUGCCAGGCCCACCACCACCGCCACCUCCCCCACCUCACUACCCUGUCCUGCAACGGGACCUCUACAUGAAGGCUGAGCCCCCUGUACCCCCUUAUGCUGCCAUGGGGCCGGGUCUGGUGCCCCCCGAGCUCCAUCACACCCAGCAGACCCAGGUGCUACACCAGCUGCUGCAACAGCAUGGAGCUGAACUCCCUCCACACCCCUCUAAGAAGAGGAAGCACUCUGAAUCACCCCCCAACACCCUCAAUGCCCAAAUGCUGAACGGAAUGAUCAAGCAGGAACCUGGGACUGUCACAGCCUUGCCUCCACACCCUGCCAGAGCCCCAUCCCCUCCAUGGCCUCCUCAAGGCCCACUGUCACCUGGCACUGGAUCCUUGCCCCUCAGCAUUGCCCGAGCCCAGACUCCACCCUGGCACCCGCCAGGUGCACCCUCCCCAGGCCUCCUGCAGGACAGUGACAGCCUCAGUGGCUCCUAUUUGGACCCCAACUACCAAUCCAUCAAAUGGCAGCCGCAUCAGCAGAACAAGUGGGCGACCCUGUAUGACGCUAACUACAAGGAGCUGCCUAUGCUCACCUAUCGUGUGGACGCUGACAAGGGCUUCAACUUUUCCGUGGGCGACGAUGCUUUUGUGUGCCAGAAGAAGAACCACUUCCAGGUGACCGUGUACAUCGGCAUGCUGGGGGAGCCCAAGUACGUCAAGACACCGGAAGGCCUCAAGCCCCUGGACUGCUUCUAUCUGAAGCUGCAUGGUGUGAAGCUAGAGGCCCUGAACCAGUCUAUCAACAUUGAGCAGUCACAGUCAGACAGAAGCAAGAGGCCCUUCAACCCCGUCACGGUCAAUCUUCCCCCUGAGCAGGUCACAAAAGUGACCGUGGGGCGGCUCCAUUUCAGUGAGACCACUGCCAACAACAUGCGCAAGAAGGGCAAGCCCAACCCUGACCAGAGGUAUUUCAUGCUGGUGGUGGCCCUCCAGGCACAUGCACAGAACCAGAACUACACACUGGCAGCCCAGAUCUCAGAGCGUAUCAUUGUGCGGGCCUCUAACCCAGGCCAGUUUGAAAGUGACAGUGACGUGCUGUGGCAACGGGCGCAGCUGCCAGAUACGGUCUUCCACCAUGGCCGUGUGGGCAUCAACACCGACCGGCCAGAUGAGGCAUUGGUCGUCCACGGCAACGUGAAGGUCAUGGGUUCUCUUAUGCACCCUUCCGAUCUGCGGGCCAAGGAGCACGUGCAGGAGGUGGACACCACCGAGCAGCUGAAGAGGAUCUCUCGGAUGCGGCUGGUGCACUACAGAUACAAGCCUGAGUUCGCUGCUAGCGCAGGCAUUGAAGCCACCGCACCGGAGACAGGUGUCAUCGCCCAGGAAGUGAAGGAGAUCCUGCCUGAAGCUGUGAAGGACACAGGGGAUGUAGUCUUUGCCAAUGGGAAAACCAUAGAGAACUUCCUUGUAGUGAACAAGGAGCGAAUCUUCAUGGAGAAUGUGGGGGCUGUGAAGGAGUUAUGCAAACUGACAGACAACCUAGAGACUCGCAUUGAUGAGUUGGAGCGAUGGAGCCACAAGCUGGCCAAGCUGCGGCGCCUUGACAGCCUCAAGUCAACUGGCAGCUCAGGGGCUUUCAGCCAUGCAGGGAGCCAGUUUAGCCGGGCAGGCAGUGUCCCCCACAAAAAGAGGCCCCCUAAACUGGCCAAUAAGUCAUCGCCAGCGGUCCCAGACCAGGCCUGCAUCAGUCAGCGUUUUCUGCAGGGAACUAUCAUAGCUCUGGUGGUGGUCAUGGCCUUCAGCGUGGUGUCUAUGUCCACACUAUAUGUGCUGAGCCUGCGCUCUGAAGAGGACCUGGUGGAUGCUGAUGGCUCUCUUGCUGUGUCUACUUCCUGUCUUCUGGCCCUGCUUCGGCCCCAGGACCCUGGGGGGAGUGAGGCCAUGUGCCCAUGCAGGUCCAGCCAGAGCUUCGGGACCACACAGCUCCGACAGUCCUCCAUGACCACCGGACUACCAGGCACACAGCCCUCUUUGCUGCUGGUUACCAAGUCAGCCUCGGGUCCAGCUCUCCGUGCCUUGGACCUGUGCUCCAGCCAGCCCUGCCCCAUCGUCUGCUGCUCUCCUCCCGUCUCCAGUCCUGCUACAGAUCCUGCCCUUGGCCCCACUCUUACUCCUACUCCAAGCCCCAGCUCUAACCCCAAGCACUCAGGCCCUGGCCAGAUGGCCCCACUGCCAGUCACCAACAUCAGAGCCAAAUCCUGGGGCAUCUCAGCUAAUGGCAUCAGCUAUUCCAAGCAUUCCAAGAGCCUGGAACCUCUGGCCAGUCCUGUGGUCCCCUUUCCUGGAGGGCAGAGCAAGACCAAGAACAGCCCCAGCUUCAAUCUCCAAAGUCGAGCCCGCAGAGGAGCCCCGCAACCCAGCCCAAGCCCUGCCCAAUUCACACAGACCCAGGGCCAGCUAGCCUCUCUUCUUCCAGACCCAGCGCCAUCCCUGACCUCCAUCCAGCUGCUGGAGAAUUCCAUGCCUAUCACUUCUCAGUACUGUGUGCCAGAAGGUGCUUGCAGGCUUGGCAACUUCACCUACCACAUCCCUGUCAGCAGCAGCACACCACUGCACCUCAGCCUGACCCUGCAGAUGAAUUCCUCCACCCCUGUGUCCGUGGUACUGUGCAGCCUGACAUCGGAGGAGGAGCCCUGUGAGGAGGGAGGCUUUUUGCAGAGGUUCCACCCGCAUCAGGACACCCAGGGCACCUCUCAUCAGUGGCCAGUAACCAUCCUGUCCUUCCGUGAAUUCACAUACCACUUCCGGGUGACAUUGCUGGGUCAGGCCAACUGCAGCUCAGAGGCCAUCGUUCAGCCAGCCACCGACUACUACUUCCACUUCUACCGCCUGUGUGACUGAGCUGCCUCCUGAGGCAGUGCCACAGCCGGGACUGGAGUCCCUGGGCCCUCAACACUGGAUGCAAAUGUGUUACACUGGAGCCUGCUGCAGGCCAGCUCUCUGCUCUUCACUGCUUCCCUUGACUGGGGAGACUGGAAGUCCUUACACUGGAGUUGCUGGGCCAACUGGUCACCCUCACACAGCACAGAGGGGGCUAGAGGGAACAGCCUCCUGGGUCUUCCUUCUGGUCAUCUCCUUGGGGCAGCACAGGACCACUUCAUGGCUGUCUAGUUAUGGUCCCUGGAGGGCUAUUUGCCCACCUUCACUCUCCCUGCCUUCCCUUCUGAGUUGUGGUAGAGCAAAGACCCACAGGGGUUGGACCCAGACCUCUUAAAACCUGGCUGGACCCCCAUGAGUCCACGCAGAGUCAAUAACUCACCUGUCAUGCUGUUCCCAGGAGGGACAGCUUGGUAGGAACUUUCUGGGGUUUGACUGUUACACUAGACAUGGAUUUCUAAGCUUUAAGUGUGGUUGGUUUAGGAGAGUUUUCCUUGGGAGAGCUAGCCCUGAGGUAGUCAGGGCUAGCUCCGGAUGGCUGGAGAAGCUGACCUUGUGCCUUAAGUCUACUAGUGCCUGAUGGAGCCACCCUCAUAGGGCUGAACCAGUGGGGCUGACGGGCCAGGUCAGCCUUGGACCCUUGAUCCUGGAGGACCCUGGAAGGGGUGGUUCCCUGUAAGCUCCCAAGAUCUAUGUUCCUGGGAGUUUCCCAAACUCAUGAUGGAGUUGGUGACAAGAGCAGAGGAGCAAGAAUCCCUGCAAGCAGUAGACUGGUUUCCACUGGAGGGUGAAUGCAGAUACCUUUUAUUAACGAUAUACUUACUAAAUGCACUUAAACCAGGUACCAAGGAGUAGGACAGAACUGGAAAGCUGAGUGGGCCUCAGUGUGGAGAGGUACUAGUGGACAGGACUUUCAUGGCUUGGGUCCAUGCUCCUCCCACACCCAAGAGGAGUGGUGGGUUUGAGUUUGGAGGUUUUACUCAAGUGACAGCUUCAGCAUUUCUUGGUAGCACCUACAGCAUUCUGAUUACAUGCAGGUUCCUGGAAGGAGUGUGUCAAUCAUUUAGCUGCAUGUCAUCGGCUCAGCAGUGGGAAGGAAAGGGUACUGCUCUGACCUUGUGUAUUCUGACUCUUUGGAAACCAGGCCCUGCUUUUGCCAAGCCUCCCAUCCUGAGCUCUAAAUGGAAGGCCUUUCUAUGGGGUAGCUAAGUUUGGGAAGCCUAUGAACUGUGGGUCCUGCCAAGGUUCUCAAAGCACUUAUCCUCAGGAUAGGGAAAUAGCAGGGACGCCUUGUCCCCAAGACUUCUCCCCAACUUGGCUCCAUUCCUGCAUUCUGCCAUAGGAAUCACAACUUCCCACAUCAGGCCAUGCUUGCCUAAGACCUCGUUCUGUUCUCCCAUAAGGCCGUCCUUCCCACAGUACCUUAAGAUUGCCCAGCCUCCCUGCUCUAGUGGCUGGGGCUCCCUUACCAGAGGGGCAAGUCUGGCCCCUCAGUCCUUAACUGGAAAGUGACCCUCUUCUACCCCUGGAGUCCAUCUGGACAGAGCCAGCCUGAGGCCCACGGGCAGCUGCCUGUUUGCAUGCCUGGGAAGAGGUCCUCAGUGUGAGUUGGGGUCAAACUUGGGCUCCAAGCUGCUUGAGGGGGUCAACCUUGGACCAAAGUUGCCUUAAGCCCCAAGUAUAAAAGAGCUUAGGGGAAGGUGUAAGGGCCACAGGCUGGAAGCUGACAGCCUAGCAGGCACUCCCUUCCUCUCUUCCUUCUGCUGUGUUCCUAUAGCCACUGGGCUAAUCUCCCCCUUGCUUUAGGCUGUAUAUAGCCCCCCCCAACCCCCCAGCACAGAUCCCUGCCCAUGCUGUUCCCCUUAGCAGCCUGCCUGUUCAUAGAGCGUUUCCCCUCUUGCUAACUCCCCAUUUUCUCCGUGAGCUCUGACUCCUAUUUAUCAUAUACUCACUCUGACUCUGAGGAAGGCAGAGAGGUGCCACUUGGCCUACUUGCUUCCUGUCCCCAAGACAGUCCUUUUCUUCUGAAGUAAAUAUACAUAUAUAAAUAAAUGUAUAAAUACUGCUUUGUAUCUGCA